UUUUCAACACUAAUUUCAGAGAGUGAAGUAGCUUCCAGGGUCGGAGCUGCAAUGAAGCCUAUCAUUCUAUUCUCAUUGCUUUGCGUGGUUGCCAAAGGAAGUUGCUGCUUGCUGACCGUGAAGAGCCACUCCAUGCAUUCCCAUGAAAUUGCCAUCGCAAGAAAACUGACUGAACCCUUGGGUCUGUGGUCGCAGAAAAUUACAGAGUGGGAAUUGCAGAGUGACCACAAGAACCAAGUACGGUACCUGCUGCGUUUCGGAGCCAGGGACCACCUCCUGCACUUAGUGAAAGCACAAGACCUGCUGACGCAGACCUACAGCGAAUCACAUUACCUUGCGAAUGGAUCCAUGGUAACGGAGAGACGACACCACCUAAAUCACUGCUGCUACACGGGUUUUGUUGAGGGUGUAGAAGAUUCUUCAGUGUCUCUUUGCACCUGUCAAGGUCUCAGUGGCUACAUAUCAAUUGGAGAUCAGAGAUAUGCCAUCGACCCUGUGGAAAACAGCAACCAGAAGCACAAAGUGAUCCAGUUGGGGCAUGUCCGUACCAAGAGGCACAUUCUUCCCCCAUUCUCUAUGACAUCCAUGAGUCGCAAAGCCAAUCUCAGCAUCGAGCUCUUCCUGGUGGCUGACAGAGAAGAGUUCCUCCAAAAUGGAGGGGACCUCAGAAAGACCCAGGAACGGUUAAUUACUCUUGGACAUCACGUUAAUCAGAUCUAUUACAAAGAGCUAAAUAUCCAGAUUUUUCUCGUUGGCAUUGAAAUUUGGACAACAGAGAACAAGAUUAGCUCUAGCCAGGAUACUUCAAAGGCUCUGCUAAAUUUUAUGAAGUGGAGAGGCAAAGAGCUUGUGCCAAGGAUACGCCAUGAUAAUGCCCAACUUGUCAGUGGCAUGCCUUUUAAAGAGUCGGUGGGACAAGCCUAUAUGAAUGCUAUGUGCUCGGAAGAGACAAGUGGAGGAGUCGUCAAGGACACGUGGGCUAGCACCCGAGAAGUGGCUAAAUAUAUUGCGCACGAGAUAGGUCACAAUCUGGGAAUGUUUCACGACGAACCCAGCUGUCAAUGUCCUGUCACCUCUGGGAAGUGCUUACUGGCAAAAUCAGCUGUGUGGAUGAUGAACCCAGUAUUCAGUAACUGCAGUAAAGUGUACCUAGAACAUUUCUUGAAUCAUCAAAACAUCAGUUGUUUAAUGGACCAGCCAAAUCUCUCGAUGAAUAUCACUGUCACGUUGGUAAAUGACAAUAUCGCAAGGCACUACAAAGUCAGUGUGGCCAUCUCUGUAUCGUUGCUCUUCCUCAUUAUUGCUGGACUUGUGAUGGUAAUUGUCCAGAAACAAGGGGAACUCGUCAAUGCUGCAAACCCCUAUCGCUCUUCCAAAAGUCCCCUUCAGCAGAACAUCGUCUAAUUAAAGGGCUGCUAGUGAAGUAAAGAGAAAUGCUUCAGAUCUCCGUACCAAGGAUCUACUGCAUACUAAGGAUCUACUGAAAGAUGCCCAUAUUUUCAGAAAGACAUGUUCUCUGGGCCAGCCUUCACUCUUAUAUGAUUUUGCUUAGGAAAUGAAUCACGGUUGGCGUUGUGCGUAAAUGAUGCAAAGACAAGAUCUCUGUGAUCACUUUCCAUGUAUUUUGCGCAGUGCGAAUGAUUUGUGAACGUUAUAUGAUGGGAACCUGAUCUGCUACCGCUGAUCAUUGAAAUCAGCCAUCAGCAUUUACAAAACACAAUUUUCACAAAGACUUUGCUGGACUGAAGAAAGGGAAUCUAAAGGCAAGAAUGAUUACACCCAAAACUCACACGACUCUUUUGUGAAUGAUAGUGAAGAUGUUUAAACAGAAACCCAGGAUGUAGGCCAUUCUAUUGGUGGUUGAAAGAAAAACAGGGUUGGCAGCUCAACAUACCAGGUAUUUAAGUUUCAGGUGCAAUAGCAGCAGUAAGUAAGAGAGAGGGGGGGCAUUGCAUUAUUGAUGUAGGAAGCUAUUACUGCAGUAAUGAGAGAGGAUGUCCUAGAAGGGUCUUCAAAUGAGGCCGUCUGGGUACAGUUUAGAAAUAAAAAAGGGGGGAUUACCUUGCUGGAAUUAUAUGACAGAUUGCUCAACAGGCAGAGGGAGAUAGAGGAACAGAUAUGUAGUCAAAAUCACAGAAAGGUGAGAGGGAAAGAGGGGUAUAGUUGGAGGGGAUUUCAACUUUUGCUAAAUUGGAUUGUCUUGGUGUUAAAAGAUUACACAGUGUUGCGAGAGUUUUGGGAGUAGUGACUACGACUCUUGUGAGUUUCAAAGUUAUUACGGAAAGGGAAAUGGAUAGUGCAGAAAUUAAGUUCCUAAAUUAGGGAAAAGCUGAUUUCAAUAUCAUUAGAGACGAUAUGGGCCAAGAACAGGUAAAUGGGAUUAGCGUAGUUUGGUGUUGGUUGGCAUAGACAUGGUAGGCUGAAGGGCUCUUUCAAUGCCAUAUUACUCUAUGAUUCUAUUAUUCCAGGAUUGAAAUACUUUUGCUCUCUCAGACAGUCAAGAGAUGUGGGAAUGGGCUGGAAAGAGGGGUUGAAGCCCAAGUAUUACACAAUGGAGCCUGCUCCUCUUUCUUGUGUUUUUUUUUCAUUCACUGUGAAACUCGAAUAAUCCACAAAAAUGUGAAAUCCUAUUUUAAAAAAUCUAAAUAUUAUUAUUAAAAUGAAAUGUUUUAUACCUAUUAUCCAUCAUACUUUGUAUGUAAUGUAAGAGAUUGGAAGGU
Rhincodon typus (whale shark) is the source of this 2720-nucleotide messenger RNA. RefSeq names its product disintegrin and metalloproteinase domain-containing protein 12-like. Gene Ontology annotation, biological process: proteolysis; regulation of cell-cell adhesion; inflammatory response. The record is from RefSeq and is a predicted model, not a curated record. Gene Ontology annotation, molecular function: cell adhesion molecule binding; metalloendopeptidase activity. The transcript has 14 exons. Lineage: Eukaryota; Metazoa; Chordata; Chondrichthyes; Orectolobiformes; Rhincodontidae. The coding region runs from base 52 to 1404 and encodes 450 amino acids.